AAUAAACAUCUCUCUCUCUUUUCUGUAGACCGGGCAGACAGAUAGGAAGCAUAGAAGCCAAAGGCACCCGAUUCCUUAAAGCAGAUGCAAAGGUAGAGGCUGCUGAGGGAAUCGCCUGCAGCCAGUCAUUGCAUGCCUGCUUGCCCAGCUGCGAGGUUGCACAGUCCUCCAGCACUGCCCCCUUUCCCCCCUCCUCCUCCUCCAGCCUAGUUCUUUAGCGCUGUCACUUAUCUGCACAGAGAGAGAUCUCCUCUUCAGUGAAAGAACUGGCAGCCUCAGUCCUUGCCACAUCAGUAGGAGAGGAAACGGCUUCCGAAGAGGCAUGGCCGGGGGAGGCUUCAAGGCUGCAGCAUCCUUGUGCCUGGCCUGGGCCCUCUCCCUAGCUCUGGCCUCUUUCCCUCAGCUUGUGAGUGUCAGGGUGGACUGGACUCAGGAAAAGUACUCCCACCGUCCAACCAUUUUAAAUGCAACUAUCAUCCGACAAGUUGCUGGGCACACAGAUGUCAAUCAAAUGCGGCAAAAUGACCUGCACCCGAUACUGAUUGAGAGAUAUCCAGGAUCACCUGGCAGUUAUGCUGUGCGUCAGCAUAUCAAGCACCGUUUGCAAGGACUACAGGCUGGAUGGGUGGUUGAAGAACACACGUUUCAGAGUCAUACUCCUUAUGGAUACCGCACAUUUUCAAAUAUCAUCAGCACCCUCAAUCCCCUUGCCAAGCGCCAUUUGGUGCUUGCUUGCCAUUAUGAUUCAAAAUACUUUCCACCACAGUUGGAUGGCAAAGUGUUUGUUGGAGCCACUGACUCAGCUGUGCCCUGUGCUAUGAUGUUAGAAUUGGCACGUUCCUUGGACAGACAGCUUCACUCUCUGAAGAAGACGAGCUCAAGUGCCAGGCCAGAUCUCUCCCUGCAGCUCAUUUUCUUUGAUGGUGAAGAAGCCUUUGUUCGAUGGUCCCCUUCAGAUUCUCUGUAUGGCUCUCGGCACUUGGCCCAGAAAAUGGCAUCUACACCUCAUCCUCCAGGUGCCACACAUACAAAUCAGAUUCAGGGCAUUGAUCUUUUUGUCUUACUGGAUUUAAUUGGAGCUCGGAACCCAACUUUUCCCAUUUACUUUCUGAACACAGCUCGGUGGUUGGGGAGACUGGAAGCUAUUGAACAAAACCUUCAUGAUUUGGGUUUGCUAAAGAACUAUGCUCCUGAAAGGACUUAUUUCCGGAGUGACUUACGAAGACAUCCAGUAGAGGAUGACCAUGUCCCGUUUUUACGAAGAGGGGUUCCAGUUCUACAUCUGAUCCCAUCUCCUUUCCCUAGAGUGUGGCAUACCAUGGAAGACAAUGAAGAAAAUCUUGACAUGCCUACCAUUGACAACCUCAUCAAAAUUCUGCAAAUGUUUGUGAUGGAAUAUCUUAAUCUGUGAUGACCCACUUUUGGUACUCACUAAAUGGCUGCUCUGUUUUAAA
Messenger RNA from Rhineura floridana, 1454 nucleotides. It is a transcript of the gene QPCT, whose product is annotated as glutaminyl-peptide cyclotransferase. Gene Ontology annotation, molecular function: zinc ion binding; glutaminyl-peptide cyclotransferase activity. The record is from RefSeq and is a predicted model, not a curated record. Lineage: Eukaryota; Metazoa; Chordata; Lepidosauria; Squamata; Rhineuridae. The coding region runs from base 323 to 1411 and encodes 362 amino acids. The transcript is spliced from 7 exons.